This is a messenger RNA of Triticum turgidum subsp. durum (durum wheat), 624 nucleotides long. Lineage: Eukaryota; Viridiplantae; Streptophyta; Magnoliopsida; Poales; Poaceae. The record is from the annotation of a GenBank genome assembly.
AUGUCCUCCCCGAGACCCCGACCUCCUCCUCCUCCAUUCAUUCUCACCUCGUCGUUCGAACUUCUAAUCAAUCUUCUCAGAGCUAUAGCUUGUAGCCUUGAGCUGCCCUGCUUGCCGCUCGAUCCAUCUUCAGGUCAGGUGAGGAUGGGCAUCCUGGACGCGGUGUCGGACAUGUGCGCGUGCCCGACGGUGCGCACGCGGCGGCACAUCAAGAAGCGGCCGCAGCUGGAGACGGUGGAGAUGAAGGUCCGGAUCGACUGCGAGGGCUGCGAGCGCCGCAUCCGCAAGGCCGUCGACGGCAUCCGCGGGGUCACCGGCGUCGAGGUGCUCCCCAAGCAGAACAAGGUGGCCGUCACCGGGUACAUCGACGACCCGGCCAAGCUGAUGAGGCGGGUGGCGCGCAAGACCGGCAAGAAGGUGGAGCCGUGGCCGUACGUGCCCUACGACGUGGUGCCGCACCCCUACGCCCCCGGCGCCUACGACAAGAAGGCGCCCCCGGGCUACGUCCGGAACGUGGUCGCCGACCCCGACGCCGCGCCGCUCGCCAGGGCCUCCUCCACCGAGGUCAAGUACACCUCCGCCUUCUCCGACGAGAACCCCAACGCGGCAUGCGCCGUCAUGUAG